Dendrobium catenatum is the source of this 1216-nucleotide messenger RNA. Its product is annotated as vacuolar protein sorting-associated protein 60.2. The transcript has 8 exons. Gene Ontology annotation, biological process: vesicle budding from membrane; late endosome to vacuole transport via multivesicular body sorting pathway. Lineage: Eukaryota; Viridiplantae; Streptophyta; Magnoliopsida; Asparagales; Orchidaceae. The record is from RefSeq and is a predicted model, not a curated record. Gene Ontology annotation, cellular component: multivesicular body. Bases 234 to 935 code for a protein of 233 amino acids.
UUGCUUUUCCCAUCUCCAUUUCGUUCGGUCGUUCCUUCGCAUGAGUGUAGAGUUUUGCACGAGUUCUUCUUCGUUGCUGUUCGACUUCGCUCCUUCGACGACGUUCCCUUCCUGUUUUGGAUCGGAAGUUAAGACAUUUUUUGAUCGGAAGCAACAACGGGAGCUCGCUUGCUGUGAAGCUCAAAUCUGCUUCAAUUGCAUUUCACAGCAGCUGAAGAAGACGAUAGGAGAAGAUGAGGAGGGUUUUUGGAGCGAAGAAGAAACAGGAACCCCCUCCUACUAUCCAGGAUGCCACCGAUAGGAUAAGCAAAAGAGGUGACACAGUAGAUGAAAAGAUAAAUAAGCUUGACUCUGAGCUGGCUAGAUACAAAGAGCAAAUCAAGAAAACCAGACCAGGUCCAGCUCAAGAAGCUCUUAAAGCUCGUGCAAUGAGGGUACUUAAACAAAGACGGAUGUAUGAAGGACAACGAGAUAUGCUAUAUAAUCAGACCUAUAAUCUUGACCAAGUUUCCUUCGCUGCAGAAGGACUUAAAGAUGCUCAGCAAACUAUGACUGCAUUAAAAACUGCUAAUAAGGAGCUGAAAGGAAUGAUGAAAACUGUCAAAAUUCAGGACAUAGAUAGCAUGCAAGAUGAGAUGAUGGAACUGAUGGACGUAAGCACAGAGAUACAAGAAUCUCUUGGUAGAAGUUAUAAUGUUCCUGAUGAUAUUGAUGAGGAAGAACUCAUGGGAGAGCUUGAUGCCUUGGAAGCUGACAUGGGCACGGAAUCUGAAUCUUCAGUUCCAUCUUACCUUCAACCAGAUAAGGAACCUGAUCUUGAUGCAGAACUCAACUUGCCUGCAGCACCAAUGGGACAUGUGCCUGGCCGGCAGAAUGUUCAGGCGGAGGAUGAACUUGGUUUGCCUUCAGUUCCUCGAGCUUCUCUACGAGGCUAAAGUUCAAGCUGAUUCUUCAUGAAGAAGGCAAUACGCUUUACCUUAAGGACACAAACUUACGAUGGCUAUGUUUAUAUUAUACUAAAAUGUAUUUUAUAGAAAGUAAUUGAAAUUAACAUUGAAGGAUAUAGCUAUCUGUCCAUAGACUUGUCAGAUUUUUAGUUCUCUUUUGAGGACUCGCGCUAUUCAUUGGUGAUGAUUUGUUGAAAAUAUUUUAUUACCCACUGUCACUCUAACUCUUAAGGGAAGAUGAGGUAUUGUCAGUUAGUUUUAAGAGCCUA